Molecule: messenger RNA, 216 nt
Organism: Penicillium cataractarum
Lineage: Eukaryota; Fungi; Ascomycota; Eurotiomycetes; Eurotiales; Aspergillaceae
Exons: 1
Coding region: 1-216 (71 amino acids)
Source: RefSeq, a predicted model, not a curated record
AUGACUCUCCGUGUGAUUGACAUCUUGGAGGGGGCAAGUGAGCGUGACGAGUUUCAAUUCGGAUUCGAUGGCGCGAGAGAUGGAUGGGAGGAGGAUAUUGGAAUCUACGCCCCUGGAUAUCUGGAGAUGGAGGCUGCAGGCAUGGAGGCCGACUAUGAUCAUGCUAAUUUGGUUGAACCUGACGACGCCUAUGAAAUUCGAUCGAAUCUCCCCUAA